Messenger RNA from Enterobius vermicularis (human pinworm), 1704 nucleotides. The record is from the annotation of a GenBank genome assembly. NCBI's taxonomy places the organism in Eukaryota, Metazoa, Nematoda, Chromadorea, Rhabditida, Oxyuridae.
AUGGACUACUCGGACAUCGAACAGACAUUCUCCAAUGUAUCAAGUCCAGAAGCACCAAAUUUGGAUCCUCAGUUCGUUAUUAAACAUAAUUUGUCGGCUGAAAUAUAUCAGCUUUUCAAAGAUGAUGUCGACUUGUUGCUUUCUGGAAAAGUCUCAAGUGCAGAAACCACAAAGUUAGUUACGCAAAUAUUGAAUACAGCAACAGAGUUAUGCAAAGCACUUGAUGAUGAAAAACAAUAUUUGAUGGGCGAUGUACUUUAUAAUUGGGCUGUACGACAGCAGAAGUUAAGUAUCGGUACCUUGUGGACACAACAGAUACACUAUACACUACUGGACACUAUGCAUCAACAAUUUGACUAUUUUGGCGAACUACUGGAGCAAACGAUGUCCGGACUUCGGUAUCUAAGAGAACGUUGUUAUCAUGAGCUGUUUGAAAGUUUGUACACCAAACUGCAACAAUUGGCACACUAUUUUUUGUACUAUUCAAUCAUUGUUGCAAAACAACCACCAUCUGUGGUUGUAAAAUGUGGCGAGGCUGAAAAUCAUCGGCGAAGUCGAUUUUGGUUUAACACUGAAAUCAGAGUGCUUGGUGGGCGAGCAUUUAAUGUGGAUAGUGAAGGUGAUGGUGUCGAAGUGAAAUGCUUUCUGAUAACUGACGAUACUGCCAAACAACUUCUGAACAACGCUUAUCACGAUAUAUUUGAAAACGAAGAAUUUGCUAUCGAACCACCAUGUGCAGUGUUUCAAUGCAAAGAAAAACUUGGAUUAAAAGCCACCUUUGAUGAUAUGAGGGUGGCCAAAAAGAGUCAAUUGCGCAGAGAUUCUGUAGCCACCAAACGAUACUGCCUGUGUUAUAACAUACAACUGAAGGCUGCUCACGGUAUAACACUGAUUGGUAAAAAGGUAUCACUACCGUUUGCAAUUCUUGUUGGACCAAAAACUGAUGUCGAGGCUCGCCUAUUUCUUGAACGUUCAUUUGCUGACCUUGUUCGUAAACCAUUGAGCGAUAUUCCAGAAGCAGUACCCAUUGAGGAUAUGACUGAGGCAUUAGAGAUGAAAUUUCAAGCUAUCGUCGAGACUCCACAAAAGCCAACCGAUGGAGCAAUAAUAGUUCGUCCGCGUAUGUUUACCGAUCAAGAUAAACAGCAUAUUAUUUUAAGAUUAAAACCAAACAGUAAUGGCACGAUAAAUUUGGAACGAUUUUUAAAGCAACCAGUAUGUCAAGAAUAUAUAACAAAAAAAGCUGCAUCUGAUGGUGAAUGGAAAUUAGUGGCAUUUUUUGAAUGGUUUUUUAAGCUUGCUGAAAUUGUUAACAAAUACCUGUAUCAGAUGUGGAAUGAUGGCGUAAUUUAUGGAUUUUGUGGCAAAGAUGAAGCUGAAGCAUUGUUACGUCAGUGUUCACGACCAACGUUGCUGAUACGGUUUUCAGAUGUCGAAUAUGGGAAAGUAAAAAUUAGUGUCCUUCAUAGCACCGGAGUGCUUCAACAUCAUUGGUAUGAUUAUACGGAUCUGAACGCCCGAUCACUGCAAAAAGAACUGUUGUUUAAUCAUAUAUUUGCUGAAGUGGAAUUUAUUUAUCCAAAUAUCAAUUUGGAGGCUGCACUUGGUGGACGGCAAAAAACUUUUGACAAUCGUAAGCCAAGAAUCCUGAAUCCAACACCAGUUUAUUUUGAUAAUCAAUGGGCUGCAACAUCACCAUUUUAA